Messenger RNA from Neolamprologus brichardi, 391 nucleotides. NCBI's taxonomy places the organism in Eukaryota, Metazoa, Chordata, Actinopteri, Cichliformes, Cichlidae. The record is from RefSeq and is a predicted model, not a curated record.
AACAAGGAGACGGGGCUGGAGAGAGUCAUCGACAGCGUGGCUUCAUUCAAGUCAGUCUUCAAAUAUCAUCAGUCCACCUUAAAUGAAGCCAGGUGUGACAGGUAGAGGGCUGUAUGAGCUCCGCCCUGAGUGGAACAGAUACUUCAACCUGUACUUCCAUCACUACAGCAGAGCUGACCAGUCAAAGGCUGAGGAAGCUCAGAGGAAGCUGAGGAGACAGAGUGGCGAGGACACAGCCCUGCCCCCUCCCCCUCCUCCCCCCCUCUGCCCUCUCUUCGGCAGCCUGGUGAACCUCCUGCAAUGUGAUGUGCUGCUCGCCAUAGAGGGCGCCGUGCUGCAGUGGGCCGUGGAGCCCAGCGGGGGGGGCUGGACUGAGUCCAUGCUGCAGAGG